AUGAGCUACAUCUGCGCACAUUUGUCCAAACGCAUCAAUCAGCUUGGGACAGACUUCGAUUAUACUCAAAACAGGCAACUGAACCAGGAUGCCGCUACCACUUUUCUUCUUCUUAGUCUAUCGCAUGAAGUCCUGGGAUAUCCUUAUAGCGCGAGAUUGGAAUUCGAACACGCGGCUCAAUUUCGAGAUGAAGUCAUUUCUUCUGAUACGUGGGACCCAACAAGAAAAGCAGCUCUGGAUAAGUGGGUCGAGAUAGACAGACGGAUUGGAGAAACACACACCGCCACCAUCAGCAGUAGUUUGAUCAACAAGAUGUACAGAACUGGUUUAUCUGCCGAUGAGCGCGUUCUGGCUCCACCCGCCACAAACUGA
This is a messenger RNA of Aspergillus costaricaensis CBS 115574, 372 nucleotides long. RefSeq lists its product as uncharacterized. The record is from RefSeq and is a predicted model, not a curated record. Bases 1 to 372 code for a protein of 123 amino acids. Lineage: Eukaryota; Fungi; Ascomycota; Eurotiomycetes; Eurotiales; Aspergillaceae. The transcript has a single exon.